Messenger RNA from Brassica rapa (field mustard), 1303 nucleotides. Its product is annotated as transcription factor bHLH96. NCBI's taxonomy places the organism in Eukaryota, Viridiplantae, Streptophyta, Magnoliopsida, Brassicales, Brassicaceae. The record is from RefSeq and is a predicted model, not a curated record. Gene Ontology annotation, biological process: regulation of transcription by RNA polymerase II. Gene Ontology annotation, molecular function: RNA polymerase II cis-regulatory region sequence-specific DNA binding; DNA-binding transcription factor activity, RNA polymerase II-specific; protein dimerization activity.
UUCAUAUUUUUCUGAGAGUAUAUUUUAUUUUUCGACGAACUUUGUAGCUAAUUAUGGCCUUAGAGGCUGUUGUCUACCCACAAGAUCCAUUCUCCUUAAUAUCUUGCAAAGAUAUUCAGUUUCACGACUUCUACUUUCAACAAGAAGACAAUCAAGAUCCACUAGACACCAAGAACAACAUUAAGCUAGGGCAAGAACAAAGACAAGGGCUUCCGAGAAUUAAUUAUAACGGUAAAAGCGUAGAUACUUUUACCAAUGAUGACUAUAACUACAACGAUCAGGAGGAGGAUCUUCGAUGGCCACGAGACGACCAUCUUUAUGGAUCUGCCUUGGACCAACCUCCACCAUCGGAUGUGGCGGCUGGAGGGGGGAGGAGGAAGAGGAGGAGGAGGACAAAGAGUAGCAAGAACAAGGAAGAGAUCGAGAACCAGAGGAUGACUCACAUCGCCGUAGAGAGAAAUCGCCGGAAACAAAUGAACGAUUACCUCGCCGUUCUCCGUUCUCUCAUGCCACCUUCUUACGCUCAAAGGGGAGAUCAAGCGUCAAUAGUAGGCGGAGCCAUUAACUACUUAAAGGAGCUUGAGCAUCAUUUACAAUCAAUUGAGCCUCCGUUAAAGAGUACCACCGUCCCAGUAGACACCGAAUCCGCUUCCCCCGCCGCCGACCAGAUCAACACUAUUGCCGCCAGCUCGUUGGGACAGUUCUCAGAGUUCUUUGCUUUUCCUCAAUACUCGAGCCGACCUUCUUCAUCGUCUGUGGCUGAAGGGAUGGCGGAGAUAGAGGUGACGAUGGUGGAGAGCCAUGCGAGUGUGAAGAUACUCGCCAAGAAGAGACCCAAACAACUUCUUAAACUGGCGGCAUCGAUACAGAACCUGAAGCUUACUGUUCUUCAUCUCAAUGUCACCACUUGUGACGACUCUGUCCUCUAUUCCAUCAGCCUAAAGAUUGGGUUGAUUCAGGUUGAAGAAGGGAGCCAAUUGAAUACAGUGGAAGAUAUUGCAGCAGGCAUGAAUCAAAUCCUAAGGAGGAUCGAAGAAGAGUCUUCUUGAGCUAAUAUAGUUGGAUUUUAGUUAUGACACAUCUAGAGGACCUCUAAUUUUUCAUGUGUUAUCUUUUAAUAUCCUUUUCAUAUUAAAAUAAAUAAAAAUAAAUAACUUUCGAUUGGUCUUUGUAUUUUUUAUUGCUUCACUUUUAAACGUAUGACGGUGCUUCGUCUGUCAUUUCCUUUUGUUUAUCCCAUUAUUGAAAUGACUUCGUUUUUCAUUUUGUUACUAAUAUACAUGAUGUUAAAAUUAAAGAUAAA